This is a messenger RNA of Paramecium pentaurelia, 2541 nucleotides long. NCBI's taxonomy places the organism in Eukaryota, Ciliophora, Oligohymenophorea, Peniculida, Parameciidae. The record is from the annotation of a GenBank genome assembly.
AUGGGCAGCAAUAUUUAAAAGGAAAAAGAUAAUGACAGUGCUAGUGCUAUUAAGUAUUAUACAAGAAGCAAUGUAAACUAUUUAAUAGAAUCAUUUUUAGGAGCUUAAAAUUGCUUACAGAACUGAAGAAGCAAUUUUAGAAAUAAACAAGGCUUUGAAUCUUAAUCCUAAAUAUGCAGAAGCCUACACUUUAAGAAGUUCAUUGUUUUAAUUAUCAAUUUAGGUGAAUUAUAUUACAAAAUGGAAUUGUAUGAUAAGGCUUUGUAAGAUGUUAAUUUUAGCUUGUCUAUAAACAACAAUAAUGCAGAAAGUUAUUAUUAAAGAGGUAUAAAUUAAAUCUUAUAAUUUAAGCAACUAUUUAUUGGAGAUAAAAAUAAUUGAAUCUAGCUUUAAAAGAUUGUUGGAAGUGUGUUUAGAUUAAUAAAAACUUUGCUAUGGGGUAUUGUAGAUUAGGUAACAAAGUAAAAAUAAAUAUGUAGGCACGAUUAUGUGGGAUUUGAAAGAAAUAGAUAAGGAACUCGAAUAUUACAAUAUGGCUAUAUAAAAAGAUAGUAAUUGUUAUAAUGCAUUUAUAUGUCGAGGUAAAAUAAAAUAAAUUUUUAAGGGUGCUUUCAUAUGGAUGGACAAAAAGCUGACUUGGCAUUAAGAGAUUUCAAUUAAGCAAUUUAAAUCAAUCCACAAUUUAGUUUAGCCUUUUAUAAUAGAGGUGAUUAAAAAUAUUAUAAAGAAGGCUAUUUCUAUUAUUAAAUUGGUGAGCAAGACAAGGCAUUAAACGACUAUACUAAAGCAAUCCAACUGGAUCCAAAUAAUGUGAUAACCUAUCGUAAUAGAGGUGAUUACUAUUACACUCAAUAUAUAAGGCUUUUUAUAUUCAAAUAUGGGUGACAAAGAAAAGGCAUUAAAUGACUAUAACAAAGCAAUCCAACUGGAUCCAAAUUAUGCAAUAAUCUUUAAUAAUAGAGGUGAAUACUAUUACAUUCAAUAUAUAAGGCCAUUUAUAUUCCAUUAUCGGUGAGAAAGAAAAGGCAUUAAACGACUAUAAUAAAGCAAUCCAACUGGAUCCAAAUAAUGUGAUAACCUAUCGUAAUAGAGGUGAUUACUAUUACACUCAUUAUAUAAGGCCAUUUAUAUUAAGAUAUAGGUGAGAUAGACAAGGCAUUAAACGACUAUAAUAAAGCAAUCCAACUGGAUCCAAAUAAUGUGAUAACCUAUCGUAAUAGAGGUGAUUACUAUUACACUCAUUAUAUAAGGCCAUUUAUAUUAAGAUAUAGGUGAGAUAGACAAGGCAUUAAACGACUAUAAUAAAGCAAUCCAACUGGAUCCAAAUAAUGUGAUAACCUAUCGUAAUAGAGGUGAUUACUAUUACACUCAUUAUAUAAGGCCAUUUAUAUUAAGAUAUAGGUGAGAUAGACAAGGCAUUAAACGACUAUAAUAAAGCAAUCCAACUGGAUCCAAAUAAUGUGAUAACCUAUCGUAAUAGAGGUGAUUACUAUUACACUCAUUAUAUAAGGCCAUUUAUAUUAAGAUAUAGGUGAGAUAGACAAGGCAUUAAACGACUAUAAUAAAGCAAUCCAACUGGAUCCAAAUAAUGUGAUAACCUAUCGUAAUAGAGGUGAUUACUAUUACACUCAUUAUAUAAGGCCAUUUAUAUUAAGAUAUAGGUGAGAUAGACAAGGCAUUAAACGACUAUAAUAAAGCAAUCCAACUGGAUCCAAAUAAUGUGAUAACCUAUCGUAAUAGAGGUGAUUACUAUUACACUCAUUAUAUAAGGCCAUUUAUAUUAAGAUAUAGGUGAGAUAGACAAGGCAUUAAACGACUAUAAUAAAGCAAUCCAACUGGAUCCAAAUAAUGUGAUAACCUAUCGUAAUAGAGGUGAUUACUAUUACACUCAUUAUAUAAGGCCAUUUAUAUUAAGAUAUAGGUGAGAUAGACAAGGCAUUAAACGACUAUAAUAAAGCAAUCCAACUGGAUCCAAAUAAUGUGAUAACCUAUCGUAAUAGAGGUGAUUACUAUUACACUCAUUAUAUAAGGCCAUUUAUAUUAAGAUAUAGGUGAGAUAGACAAGGCAUUAAACGACUAUAAUAAAGCAAUCCAACUGGAUCCAAAUUAUGCAAUUAUCUUUUAUAAUAGAGGUGAAUACUUUUUUUACUAAUAUUUUAGCCAUACUAUAUAAACAUAUAGGGAAGCAUGACGAAGCAUUAAAUGAUUAUAAUCAAGUAUUUCAAUUAGAUCCAAAUUUUGUUCAGGCCUUUUUUGGAAAAGGUUUUAUCUCCAUAAUAGUAAUUUAGGCCUUCUCUUAUAAGAAUUGAAAUAAUAUGAGCAAGCAAUAAUCUGCUUUGAUAAAGCCAUUUCUCUUGAUCAAAAUCAUAUUAAUGCUUAUUUUAACAAAGGUUUUAUGUUUAAUAUCAUUUAGCAAUUUCAUUAGAAUAAUUGAACCAAUUCUUUUCAGCAAUAAAAUAUUAUAAAAUAGCAUUAACAUUAAACCAUCCUUCUUAAAAUUAGAUUUCUUUAUAAGUCAGCAUACUUCGAGAAUUUUUAUGA